Schistosoma bovis is the source of this 908-nucleotide messenger RNA. NCBI's taxonomy places the organism in Eukaryota, Metazoa, Platyhelminthes, Trematoda, Strigeidida, Schistosomatidae. The record is from the annotation of a GenBank genome assembly.
GACUUUCUGUCCUUCGGCAAAUCCGGCGCGAGAUACAACUGUCGCGCCUCACUGUGGUGUUCCACUGACCAAGAGCUCUCUACGGUAAUAGCUCGUAGAAUCAUAAAUGGAGAGUAGAAGUGGGAGUGGUGCCACACCAGCGGCAAAUUCUGUAACUCACUUGUCAAAAACUGUUUCGUAUAUAUGCGGAGAAUGUCGGGCUGAAAAUGAAAUUCGACCCAGAGAACUUGUUCGCUGUCUUGAGUGUGGACACAGAGUUUUAUACAAGAAACGGUCAAAACGAAGUAAGAGGAGUAGAAGCCUUUUCUCUACCAACUUUUUGUAUGAAACAAUUCUCAAUAGUCCCAAAUAUUAUUAUUUUACGUCUGACAAAAUUUCAUAACAGUUUCAUGUCAGCAUAUUGUUUUUAUAUUGGUAAAGUGUGAAAAGUGGUCGGGCCAUGUAUAAUCACACUAUGAGACCAUCGACUAUUUGUCUAAAUCAUGUAAUGAGCGAUUACUUAGUGUUUACAGUUUUCGACUUUCAACCAUUGAGUCAUAGGUUAGACGGUAGUAUUACCGGCGCACACACAAAAUAGAGCGAUUCAAAACAAGCUGAUAAACGUGUUUGUGAGUGUUUUCGAAGCUCGAUGAUGGCAAUUCAAUCCUUAUUAAAUUUCUGUUUAAUUUUGUAAAUAUUUUGCGAAAUAUAGAUAUGUUAUCUUGUGCAAUGAUCUCUUUAUGUGACUAUGUUCACUUCUACUUACCGGUUCCAUUCCUAUCUGCUGCAUAAUUUAUUCGAUAAGUAAUCAGACUAUAAUUUAUCCUAAACAUUGUCAUACAUACUUCGCACAUGACAUAAGGUAAACGUUCGUAGUGCUAUGUAAAUUAUGUGAUGGGCUAAUCUCUCGUUCUUUGUAUAGUUAAAGC